CCACAAGGGGGCGCGGGCGUUGGACGGCCCCCAACUCACAGAUGGCUCCUCCAGGGCAGUAUUCAGUGGAAUACUGGCAGCAGGAACAAUACUGACACACCCCACAGAGAGGCCUGGGCAUAGGGGGAGGGGCAGACCCCCUGGUGCCACUGAGGGUUCAAGGACGUAACCUGCCCUUUUUAGUGGACACAGGAGCAACAUACUCCACCAUUCGUACUGCUCCUGAAGACAUUCCACUGUCAGACACCAGAAUCAGUGUGAUCGGCUUCUCUGGGGUACCUAUGACCCUGCCAGUAACCGCCCCUCUAAAGACUGAGCUAGGACGUCAGUCCUUAACACAUUCAUACAUGGUUUCCUCACAAGUUCCAGUUAAUUUAUUGGGCAGGGACCUGCUCAUUAAGCUUGGAGCUACUAUCAUGUGUGGAGCUGAUGGAUUAACAGUGACUUUGAAAGAUGGCACACGGCUGUCCUGUUUGCAAUCAGGAAUAAGGGGACAGUGGCUGUUAUCUGAGGAUUGUGAACGCACAGCGCAGAUUUACUGGGCGAGACUGAACACAUCAGAUGGAAUUCUGGCACAGUACAUACUCUGGCAUCCCUGGAUAAUGUCCAUGUCUGUUUAUUCACCCCCGCGUGACCCCUACCACGUGACCUUGUUUUACGAUCGCGAGCAUACUGAGUGGUUUGAGGAUCUGUUUAAUGAGUGUUUAGAUGAGAAAGCUUGGGAGCUUAACUCUCAGGACAUUUAUGUUGGUCCAGCUGGAGUGGCAGCGUUUGUGGCGCUCUCUGGAGAUCAAAUGAGUUGGUAUAGAAUGGGAGAUGAAGCGGUUCCCCACGUGUCUUUGGCAGUACAUGAGGGUCAUCAAGCAAAAGAUUUAGGCCCAAUGGUGAGAACAGCCACAAGGGCCACAGAUUGGCAGCAAACACAGCUCACUGAUGUCUCAUACUCACCCAGUUGUAAAACGUAUCGAAUUUCUGUGACAGCUACUGAUCAGAGUGUUUUAGAACAUAAACAUCUGAAGCGAACACAUGGCAGGGAGAAAUCAGAUCACGAGGAAGCUGUUAAAGGCCUAGCAGAACUCCCUGACACUUUGUGGUCUAAAGGUCCCACUGAUGUGGGUUUAACAUUUUGUUCACCUGUUACAUUUGAGUUAAAAGAUGACACUCCUAUUUGGCGUUCACAAUACAGACACAGUCUAGAGGCGGAGAAUGGGAUUGCAGAAACAAUUUCAGGGCUCCUGCAGGUGGGUGUGCUGGAGUCGUCUUCCUCUGCAUGGAAUACUCCAAUCCUCCCAGUUGAAAAAUCAGGCACGGGCAAGUAUCGCAUGGCACAUGACCUUAGGGCAAUAAACGCUGUCCUUAAGACACCAACAGUACCUGUACCAAAUCCCUACACUGCUUUGACUAAUUUAUCUCCAGAUCAGAGGUGGUUCACAUGCAUAGAUUUGGCAAAUGCUUUCUUUUGUCUCCCUCUGCAUCCAUCUUUGAGAGAUAUUUUUUCAUUUACUUACAGGGGUCAGCAGCUGCGUUACACUCGGUUGCCUCAGGGCUUUGCCCUUUCACCUGGGAUUUUCAAUCAGGUACUUAAAAAUGCUCUUUCUCCAUGUGUAUUACCUGAAGGAUGCACACUGAUCCAGUAUGUGGAUGAUUUGCUGAUUGCUGCUGAAACAGCUGAUGCUUGCUUUCAAGCAACGAUGACGAUGAUGAUGUCAGCUGGCUAAAACAGGCUUCAAAGUAAGUAGAGACAAACUUCAACUUGUCAGAACUGAAGUUA
This is a messenger RNA of Haplochromis burtoni (Burton's mouthbrooder), 1771 nucleotides long. RefSeq lists its product as uncharacterized. Gene Ontology annotation, molecular function: aspartic-type endopeptidase activity. The coding region runs from base 282 to 1718 and encodes 478 amino acids. The record is from RefSeq and is a predicted model, not a curated record. Gene Ontology annotation, biological process: proteolysis. The transcript has a single exon. NCBI's taxonomy places the organism in Eukaryota, Metazoa, Chordata, Actinopteri, Cichliformes, Cichlidae.